Physeter macrocephalus (sperm whale) is the source of this 463-nucleotide messenger RNA. RefSeq names its product protein RCC2-like. Lineage: Eukaryota; Metazoa; Chordata; Mammalia; Artiodactyla; Physeteridae. The transcript has 2 exons. The record is from RefSeq and is a predicted model, not a curated record. The annotation marks the transcript as partial.
CACAUGUGUUUCUGUUUUGUGUUGUAGCAUUUGUUCUGGAAGCUUGUAUUUACAUUUUAAGUGUAUCUGGAGAGUGGGCUGGAGCCCUCGUCUGGGCUGGGGAAAAAAAAGCCUUUCGGUUCGUCUUUUAGUCUCUCCUCUUCCUUUUUCUCUCCGGUUUCUCAUCACUCCACGCAGCGCGACCAUGCCCAGGAAGAAGGCGGCGGCGGCCUGGGAGGAGCCGAGCUCGGGCAACGGCACGGCCCGUGCCGGGCCCAGGAAGCGCGGUGGCCCGGCCGGCAGGAAGCGCGAGCGGCCCGAGCGCUGCAGCAGCAGCAGCGGCGGCGGUAGCAGCGGCGACGAGGACGGCCUGGAGCUCGACGGGGCCCCCGGUGGGGGCAAGCGCGCGGCGCGGCCGGCGGCAGCCAAGGCGGGCGGCGCGGCCGUGGUCAUCACCGAGCCUGAGCACACCAAGGAGCGCGUC